AUGGAGAUCGUUCCAGAAACUACGUUAGUUAGGAAAAGACUUCCCGACGAGAUAAUCCCAGUAGCUGCCUCACAAUCCCACGCCUUCCAAGAAAAGGACAAAGAGAACGCCGCUAAAUAUGCAAUAGAUCUGGACCUGGAAACAACUUCUGUUACAUCCCACGGGAUGGAUCAUAGUGGAGAAUCCUGGCUGAAGAUAACACUUGAUAAGGUUUACUGCGUGCGACACGUGGUGUGGUUUAAGAAGAAUGGUAGUCCCCAUCUCACUUGGAAUUGUACCUCUGCAGACUGUGACAUCUGUGAAGGAGGCUACUGGUGUAGUGAUUACUCCAUGAUAGUUGAAAGUGAAAGAGAAACUAAAGAUAGUGUUCGUCCUGUCCCUGGCUGUAAGCAUGGAGACAGUGUAAAGUUACAGAGAAAUAGUGGUCACGAGUUCUACAUGUGGGAGAUAGCCAUUGUGGGCACUCAAGAAUUGAGCCUAUUGUCGGAGAAUCUGGUUGCAACACAAAAAAGCAUUGGGUGGGAUGGAGAACCUACACGAGCAAUCGAUGGGAACAGAAGUGGGGAAUGGAGCGACGGAUCCUGCACCCGAACUGAAGGAGCCGCAGGAAACUGGUGGAUGGUGGAACUUAACCAGAACUACAAAAUUACAAAAGUACUUGUGUAUAACAGAAUGGAUUGCUGUCAGGACAGAAUUGAUGACGCAAAGGUGUAUGCAGGAGCAGUAUAUUGCGGUGAUAUUAAGGUUGAGGAAGGCAAACAAGUGUACGAGAUAUCCUGUCAAGGAGCAGUAGCAGGAAGUAUUAGGAUAGUUCAACCUUACGAUUAUUUAACUAUCUGUGAAGUUGAGGCAUUUGGAAUACCGACUGAUGAUGUAGCCCUCGAGAACGUUGCUACAGGUAAACCUGAUUGGCAGAGCAGUACAGGGUGGGGAGGAUUACCAUCACGUGCCACUGAUGGGAAUAUUAACGGAAUAUGGGCCAGGAAGACCUGCAGUCACUCUGCAAACAACCAUUUCAACAUGUGGAAGGUGAAUCUGAUAGAAAUGUACGAUGUAGAUUCAGUAGUUAUUUACAACCGGGUGGAUUGUUGCCAACCACGACUAGACGGUGUUCAGGUGUACGUUGGUAAAACACUGUGUGGAGCUGUUAAAUGGGAGACUGACAAGACUGUGUAUCGAGUGAGCUGUUUCGGGACCGCUGGUAACACUGUUAAAGUAGCACAGGAUGAUGAGUUCCUAGCUUUAUGUGAGGUGGAGGUCCUAGGGAAACCGAGUGUCAAGCGUGGACAAUUCAUAAACGUCGCUGGGGAUGGUAAGGCUACACAAUCAAGUACUGGGUGGAACGGGGUAGCAGGAAUGGCUAUUGAUGGAGACACUAACGGAGACUUGCUUGGUGGCAGCUGUUCCCAUACAGGAAAUGUUGAUGAUGGCUGGUGGAAUCUCGAGUUUCCUGACCCUGUCGAUAUCAGGAGUGUUGUUAUUUAUGAUAGAACAGAUUGUUGUCGAGACAGGAUUGAUGGGGUUAAGGUUUACGCGGAUGAAAUGCUCUGUGGUGAAGUUAACUACGUUUGGGGACAAGGUGUAUAUGUCAUCAACUGUGAGAGUGACACCUCUGAGAAUGUGUUUGGAACUAAUAUCCGUAUAGAAGCAGCUCCUAAGCAAUACCUUGCACUUUGUGAGGUCAAAGUCUUCUCAGACCCCACCGCUGAGGUUGGAGAGGAUCGUCUGGUUAAUCUGGCGUACCUCAGACCAACAUCACAAUCUUCAACGGAGUGGGGAGGCGUCUCCAGCCGUGCUGUUGAUGGUAAUGAAGCCGGAGCGUGGAAAUCGGGUGCUUGCACUCACACUGCAAGCGCAGGCUGGUGGAUGGUAGAUCUAGAGGACAACUAUAUUGUCAACAAAGUCUGGGUCAAAAACAGGAUUGAUUGUUGUGGUGACAGGAUCGAUGGUGUGAAGAUUUACGUUGGAGAUGUUUUCUGUGGGACCAUCAAAUACGACCCUCUAAAGUUCAGCUACGAAGUGAUCUGUAAGGAAGGUCAAGGAAUAGUUGGUGACACAGUGAAACUUGUAAACGACAAAACUUACCUGACUUUAUGUGAAGUACGGGUGUGGGGCCCUAAGGAACCGGUUGUUAUCAAUGUUCCUGAUGUGGAGGUUAUUGGUGAUAUGAGUGAUGCUGCUGAUGAUGCUGUUUCCAUUGCAGGGUGUAGUGCUGGACAGGUCGUUAUCUACUGUGACGUAUUCACCGGGAAUGUUGGUCUUUACUCGGAUGGAGUGCUGGUUAAUCCGAACACGGGAUCCUCUUGUUCAGCUUAUAACAGUGCUGGAGGUCAGGGUGUUAUUGCAAAAGCAGUAUGCUCGCAAAGUAUACAAAUCAAGGACCCCUGCAAUGGUCCAAAACUUCUGAAGUACAUCCACUUUUACAACAAAGGACCUAAUCCUAGCUUAGAGUGCCCCGUGGGUUAUGAACCUACCAUCUGUAACGCUCAUUCCAACUGGGAUGACUUAUUAGCUGACCAAGAAAUCAACGACAAAGGAAUCAUUCCAAACGAUAAAGCUUGUGCUGUGUCGGGCUGCGAAGAAGAUAGGUGGUGUGAUAUUACCCUGGUCUGCAAACUCAUGGAUGAUUUGGUUGCGUACGCUGCAGCGGUAUGUCCGGACUGUGGUGGUUGGAACUGUGAUCAGGAUGAGGAUUGUGAUAUGGUAGAGCAACUUCCUACCUGCUCCUUAAUACAGACUGGCUGUGAUGUUGACAAGUGUGGAGAACACGGAGAGUGCGAAGAAGUGGGAGCUACAGAUUACAAGUGUCACUGUGAGGAUGGCUUUGAGUUUGAUCUUGCUGGAACUUGCCUUCCCAGACACAGCAAAUAUCGAACUGUUUACGGAGAGAAUGCAAUUGGAGAUGAUGCUCGCAGUUACGCAUCCUGCAAGGAGGGAGAAAGGGUGAUGAGUUGCCACACGUUUGGUGCACCAAGUGCUGCUGAUGGAGUUACCAUUACAUCGUCAGGGGCAGUUUCAAGGUGUGAGGCUCGGGCUUCAAAUAGCGUGAAAUUUCCAAUCUUGGCAGUUGCCUAUUGUGGUAAUGAUACAGUGUACACUGACCCUUGCACCCAAGAUACGAUACAUGGCAUGGAGUACAGGUACAAUACGGGACAAUCUCCAUACGUGACCUGUCCUGAUGGGUAUUUUAUGCAGAACUGUCUUUUCCACAGCCCCUGGUCACAGUCUCUAACAUCGGCCAACAAAGCACGCAUCAAAAGUAUCAGUUCAAUCGAUGUAAAUGAUGAUGACUCUUGUUCUAUGGACAACUGCUUAGAUAAUCCUUCAGCUAGUAUGUGGUGCAAACUAACUGCUAUCUGCAAAAAACUAACUGGUGCGGAGUACCUGAAGGAAGCUUGUCCAACCUGUGAGGAUGUGAGAUGCCCAGUAGGAGAGGAGUGUAACAUGGUUCAUGACCUGCCUGUUUGUUUACCAAGGGUUCAUGGUGGUUGUGAAGUGGCGAGAUGCGGUCAAGGUGAUUGUCAAGAGGAUGAAGCUGACUACAAGUGCCUUUGUUACGAGGGCUACAGGUUCAAUGGAGUCACGUGUACAGAUAUUGAUGAGUGUGUUGAGGAGGACCCUUGUGGUAACGGACUGUGCAAUAACACUAUUGGGUCUCAUACAUGUGAUUGUGAUGAAGGUUAUGUGUCCCUAAAAGGAACCUGUGAGGAUAUCAAUGAGUGUUUGGCUGACCCCUGUGAUGAAACAGAGAGAUGCUCAAACAUUGAGGGGAGCUACAUCUGUGACUGUUUGGACUCACUAGUAAGGGAUCACAGUACUGGUGACUGUAUGUGUGCUGAUGGUUUUGAGGAGGAUAAGGAUGGAACUUGUGUGGAUAUUGACGAGUGCGAGCUGGAUCCUUGUAAAGACAAUGAGGACUGCUUCAAUACAGAUGGUAACUAUCACUGUGAGUGUAGGGAAGGCACAGAGAGAGGAGAAGGGGGAGUGUGUCAGGAAAUGGAGCCGGGUGAAUGUGAGGUCAUGCCUAUUAAAUCAGUUAUUGGAGCUUUCCGAGGCAACAAUGUUAACGUUAAGCUUCGCGGAGAAUCAAAGAAAACCUUUAAAAAGGAUACUCGUAUCACCUGGACCAGGAACAAUGAACCUUGGAAUCCUGAUGAAGAUGGCACUGAUAAAAUGAGGGGUUUCAUCAUCAGAGAUUUUGAUCCAGAAGAUGCUGGCGUGUAUGUAGGGUCAAUAUUCAUCGACCAAGAUGGAAAGACCUCCAAAUGCCAGUUUGACCUGAAGAUUGAGCUACUGGAUGGCUCAGUAAGUCUCAGGAUAACUAAUAAAGCAAGUCUGAUGAGGCCUCAGAAAGCAGGAAAAAUACUUAAAAUAAAAUGUGAUGUCGACAUGGUUAAGGUAAAACUGGACGAUCCCAAAAAUCCGGACAACAUUAACUGGUACAAAGUAACAGCUGACGGAGAAGUGAAGCUCGAUGAUGACUCUCACAGCGGCAUGUACAUUAAAAAAGGCGCAGGGAAUUACCAGCUGAUAUUCACACAACCCAAACACGAGGAUAGCGGCACGUACAGGUGCGAGUUCGACCAAAUGGGCGUGUCGGUUUCUACUGAUGUCACAAUAGAUGUGGUCUAACGAAUAUAAUGAAGUGGAACCGUGCAAUAAUAAUAUGCAACGAAAAUAAUAUUGAAUUGUUUAAUAAAGAUUGUUGGAUUUAAGAAAUUGAAUUAGACUUAGAGACCGAAAUAUAAACUAUAAGCAUUUUAAUUACUCGUUUUUUAGCUUAAUCAGUUCUGUUAUGGAAGACUAUCUGGUCAAAUUAAAACGAAUUGCAUACUUAGCUGUUUAGAUUCUGAAUUUUAUCACUAUCAAUAGGAUACUCAAACUUGUUUUAUAUCGUUGUCGGACGUUGGUAGUGCUACAAACUAUAAAUGAUUAAAAUCGAUUAGUUCUGACGUUAGCUAUAGAGGUUCUUUCACAAUUUAAUGCCUAUUUUUGCGGUAUUACAGACGUAUUAAUUAUGAAAAUAAAUUUGUUGAAACCCUAACAUUUUCUUGAAAUAUCUAAAUCGAUUUUUCGAAAAGACUUAUGUAUGCGUGUCUUAUAAUGUCAUUAAAAAACAAUCCAUAUUCUCUGUCGUCGAGUCUAGAUAAUUUAUAAGGGACCGUUCACUUUUUUACAUGAACAAGCUAUUUUGAAUUUGACCGCAGACGUGCAGUCUUUUAUUUAUAUUGUUUUGUUUUGAACAAGUAAAAUAGAUCCG
Molecule: messenger RNA, 5260 nt
Organism: Bolinopsis microptera
Lineage: Eukaryota; Metazoa; Ctenophora; Tentaculata; Lobata; Bolinopsidae
Exons: 35
Coding region: 1-4632 (1543 amino acids)
Molecular function (GO): calcium ion binding
Source: RefSeq, a predicted model, not a curated record